Molecule: messenger RNA, 1416 nt
Organism: Miscanthus lutarioriparius
Lineage: Eukaryota; Viridiplantae; Streptophyta; Magnoliopsida; Poales; Poaceae
Source: the annotation of a GenBank genome assembly
AUGGCCUCCACCGGCGACGGCCUCGCCGGGCCUCGCCCGCCGCCGUCUCCGUCGCGGCCACCGGCCGAGACCCCAACCCCGAGCCCGACCCACGCGGCGAUCUCCUCGCCGCUGCUGGAGCCCGCGGCGCCAGGCACGGACGCGCCGCUCUCGCGGUGGCUGCGCCGCCUCGAGGCGUUCCUGUCGGCGGCGGGGCUGGCGGCGUCCACGCCGCUGGGCGUGGCCGCGGCGGCCUCCGCGCUCGCCGUGUUCGGCCUGGCGCUUCCCGCCGCGGCCGUCACGCUCUCCCCGUGCCGCGCCCGCAGAGGCUCCUGCGACGACUUCGAGGUCGAGGUGUUCGAGGUCUGCGUCCUGCUCUCGCAGGCGGCCGCCGCCGCCGUCGCGCUCGCCUGCGUCUCCCGGAAGAUGGCCAUGUACGGCCUCCGCAAGUUCCUCUUCGUCGACCCGGACCUCGGCAUGAGGAUCCGAUUCCAGAAGGAGUACGUCGCCAAGAUCCAGGACUUCUUCCGCACUCUUACAUGGUGGAUAGUGCCAUGUUUUGUUGUGAAGGUCACCCGGGAAUUCUUCCGCUUCUCCCACAUCUUCCAGGAGUCAGUUUGGAGAGCCUGCGUUGUAUUUUUUGCUUCCAUCAUGUCAUGGAUGUACUUGACAACGAUCAUAUUGUCGUCCUGCAUGCUUUUCAAUUUGGUCUGCAAUCUGCAAGUUAUCCACUUCGAUGACUAUGGCAAGCUUCUGGAGCAAGAUGCAGAUCCUCUGGUCUAUUUGAAAGAGCACCUGCAGCUCCGCCACAAUCUCUCCAAAAUCAGCCACAGGUUCCGCAUGUUCCUCUUGCUGCUCUUCUUUUCUGUUACAGCAAGCCAAUUUGCCAUUCUUUUCAAGACGACAGCUUACAGCGGGCCAAUCAAUUUCACCAAUGGAGGUGACAUUGCUGUGUCUUCGGUUGUUCAAGUUGUCGGCCUUGUCCUCUGUUUGCACGCUGCUGCUAAGAUCUCCCAUAGAGCUCAAAACAUUGCUUCAUUGGCUAGUCGAUGGCAUGCGUUAGCAACAUGCUCUACUGAUUCUACUUAUGUGACCACCCCAAACAGUUCAGGGAACCUUGUGCCCUUUCCUGCGCAUCUGUUUCUGAGAGAUUUCUCGGAAAGUGAUCUGGAGUCCCUGGACAGUGGGUCGCUUCAUGGCAAUUCUCACGGCACAGCUCAGUUGGCUUCGUACAUGUCUUCGUACCACAAGAGGGAAUCGCUUGUUCUGUACCUGCUGGCCAACCCGGGCGGCAUCACAAUAUUUGGCUGGAUCGUUGACCGAGCAUUCCUAAACACCAUCCUGAUGCUCGAGUUAACUCUUGUGCUCUUCGUGCUUAGCAAGACCGUUGUGAUCCCGGCCAAGACACUGGUACACAGCUACAUCGGGUUUCCAUGA